Saccostrea echinata is the source of this 3838-nucleotide messenger RNA. RefSeq names its product zinc finger CCCH domain-containing protein 14-like. Gene Ontology annotation, biological process: mRNA processing; regulation of mRNA stability. Gene Ontology annotation, molecular function: metal ion binding; poly(A) binding. The coding region runs from base 33 to 2393 and encodes 786 amino acids. Gene Ontology annotation, cellular component: nucleus; cytoplasm. The record is from RefSeq and is a predicted model, not a curated record. The transcript is spliced from 18 exons. NCBI's taxonomy places the organism in Eukaryota, Metazoa, Mollusca, Bivalvia, Ostreida, Ostreidae.
UUUUUCGUCGUUGAUUCGUCGUCUUGUCGGCAAUGGAUCACGGAAAAGACAUUAGCCAUAAAAUUCGGUCAGCAAUAAAGGCAAAGUUGAUAGAAUUAAAUGCCUAUGUUGAUGAUGAACUCCCUGACUACAUUAUGGUUAUGAUUGCCAAUAAAAAGACAGAAAAACAGAUGAACAGUGAUCUCAAUUUGUUCCUAAGCCACAACACAGAAAAGUUCACAUCAUGGUUGCACAUUUUGUUGAAAAAGCUUCAAAGUCUUGGAACAGACCAACAGAAAUCAAAAGAGUUAGAAAAAGCAGAAACAAAAGAUAAUGACCAUCAGAAAGAGAUUUAUGUAGAUAAAAAAGAGAAGCAAGGGAAAAGGCAGCUGUCAACAGAGAAGAAAGAAAAGACAAAAGAGAAAAUCAAAGACAGUAGGGAAAAGACAAAGGAGGUCAAAAGUGUCACCAAAGAGGGCAAAAAAAGCAAGGCUGGUCCUGAAGUAGACCCAGAAAUUGAGGAUUUGCUGACGAACAAAGAGGAAGAUGAGUUUGCUGCAGAGUUCAAAGAGGAACCUAGUGUAACAAAGGGGAAGACAAAACCAGCUGAUAAAAAUGCAUCAUCCCAGGAUAAUAAACAGAAGGUUAGUCAGGUCAGCUCUCAGAGUAAAGCCAAGUCUGCUGUGAAGCCAGUAUCAGUACAUUCUCGCCUAGGUCUACCUAUAUCUCCAGAUAAAGAGAGAAGAACCUCCUCUAGAGAUUCACCCCCAGGCAGAACAGUCCAAAGACCCUCAUCAUCAAAGAGAACUGUAACUCCUCCCAGAAGGCGACAGCCUACGUCUGUUGUGGCCUCAGUGAAGAGGAAGUUUGAAUUGGAGGAAGAAGAGGAGUACGACCCUUACAACCCCGCAGUGGGCAGCGUGGCCAGUGUGGUCCAGGUCUCCUCUCGACCUAGAAAGUCCAGUGUACCAAUUACAAAACAAGCCAACAAAAGCCUGAUACUGAAAGCUACGGCAGAAGCUGAGAAAUCUGUUUCUAAGGCUAUGAAUGCUGUACUUAAAGAGGAAAAAUUGUACAGUGCCAAAGAGGAUGCUAGAACACGACUUAAGAAACCUGUAACUGUGACACUUCAUGGAAGGAGUGGAUCUAGUGGGGUGGAAUCCAGAAAAUCUGCUACUGCAGAAAAAGCUACAAGAGGGCUGGUCUCCAACUCAAAAAAGACAGAGUUGAUGAAAAAUAUGAAAUACACUAUAGAAAACAAACCCAAAUCACAAAAAGUUCAAGAAGUGGCACAUGUGAUUCCAGUGGUUGAUAGUCGGUACAUUGAGAUCCAAGACAGAACAGAGGAUGGAGACAGUGUUCACAGCAGCUCAAACACCAGUCAGCAGCUUCCUGUGGGGUCAGAUGAUGACCAGUCCCUCAGUCCUGACGUUGAUCCAGAUGUGCAACAACUCUUACAGCAGGAGUCUGAGAGGGACCUGCCCUCCCAGGGCAGCACUGACUUAGGGCUCGAGGAGGCAAGUCCAGAGGAAUUAGAGGAGGCAGACAUUGAUGAGGAUGACGAUGUUACACAGAGGGCCAUGUUAUUGAAGCAGCAGAGUUUGCUGAAGAACAGAAAGAGGACACUGGCUCAGACCAAAACAGAAAAACCAACAGCCUUUGUGUCACCUGUGGACACCAGGUUUAUAGUCACACUGGAUGGGGUGAAUCCUGACCGGUUUGAAGCUGAAAAGGAAGGAGGGGGAGGUGACAUGGAGAUCUCCAGUGAGAUCUCAAAGAAAACUAUUGUACACUCGGCUCCGGAAGUUAAACCAAUUACAUUUAGCCUAAAAGAUACAGAUGAUGAAGAAGAGGAAGAAGUUCUUCCAUCAAAAGCUGCCAAAUUGUCUGAAAAAUGUAGAUUCUGGCCAGCAUGUGUUAAUGGCAAUGCUUGUCUGUAUCACCAUCCCACAAUGCCUUGCAAAAUGUUUCCUCAGUGUAAAUUUGGGGACAAGUGUCUAUACAUACACCCUAACUGUAAGUUUGAUGCCCAGUGUACUAGGAAGGAUUGUCCAUUCACUCAUGCCAGCAAGAGAAACACAUCUACCACAGUCAUACAGAAAAUCGUCCAGGUCCCAGUCCCAAUGGCAGCUUCCUAUGGAUCCUCAUUCAACAAGGCUCCCACUCCCAACACACCAAUUACCUGCAGGUUCUUCCCUAACUGCAGCAAUGUCCAGUGUACCUUCUAUCACCCUAAGCCUUGUCGAUUUGGAAUCAAGUGCAUGAAUAAACCAACCUGUACUUUUUACCACCCUUCUGUGCCAAGCAAAAGUCAGCUGACAUGGACUUCCACCAGUAAACGGUCUAGUAUUCACAUCAGCCAAAGACAGUUUGAUGCUGGGGCAGCAGAAUCAUUACCUGUAUCUCUAGGAUAGAGAAGGAACUACCACAAAACUGUGUUUUCCUUAAACAUCACAGCAAAACUUUUCAGUUUUGGGAAAACAUAUCAGUGUCACAAAUGUCCUUCAAGACAAAGAAAACCUUAGAGUCAAAGUGUUGCAGUUACUGUAUAGUCAAGUUCUAAGAGAAAAUGUUCAGAGCUCCACUCUCUUCCUCAAUGUCAUCAUGGAUUUCAACAGAAUAGUUUAUUUCUUUAAACAUAUAAUCACACUGCAUGCUUAUCAGCGUAAUAUGAAGUUUGAAGAUAAAAUUUGCAUUUUUGUGUCGACUGCAGAGCAAAGCAAUGCUUAGGGAUCACUUUACCCGGCGUCUAGCUGUCUGUCUAGUUGUCUGUCCCUCUGUCACACCUUAUAUCUCAAGAACUGUAAGAGGAAUGGAAUUGAUAUUUUGCACAUAUAUUGCUUGGCACUGUGACUUUUGUAAAUUACCUUGUUACUGACCUCCUGACCCUUGACCUUGGAUCUACUUUUCCAAACAGAUCAUAGUGCUGAUAUACAGCAUAUUUUUGACAUUUAAGAGGUAAGUCUAUGCUACUUAGCAUGUGCACUGUUUGUCAUAAAACAUUAUGAAAAAUACCAACAUUACAAUCCAUUUUACCUUGACCUUCGACGUACUUUACAAAAAAUACCCCUAGCAGUUUGAUUAUAUUAACUUGUGAGUUUUGAAUUUUGAAAGGCAGGGUUUUGAUAUAAAGCAUUUCCAUGUUUAUGAGCUCAUGAUACUGUACUUUGAAACUGUAUGAUAUUCAGUUACCACACAAACUUAUAUUCAGAUACUAUGAAAAUAUAUUGGAAUCGGUAUUCCACAAUGGAUUUUGUAGUCUGACAAUUGCAGUAAAAGACAGACUGGAAUCUCUUUUGGAGGAUUGUUGGAAAUACAUAUUAAUAGACGAUAAAUGAUUAUUUCUAAUAAUUUCAAUUUAAUCAUUCAUUUGAGGGUUGGGAACCCAUAUUUUCUUUCAUCUUCAGAUUCUGUCGCAGUCUUAUACUAUUUUUCUUUGCAGGCAAAUACAUGAAAAUAAAUAGCUGACCAUUCUUAGAUUUAUUUACAUAUUUAAUGAAGCUUUAAAGCAGGCGACACAUGUGUUCCUUGGAACACUCUAGUUUUAUUUUUAACAUGGUUAAACCCUUCAUAAAGCAACAAUGAUUCAUCUAUGUAAACAUAUUAUAAUGUGUGUUAAAUUCAUACCAUUGAGAUGUAGACAAGCAACAAGAUAUGUUACAAUGCAAAGGGCAGCAACUUGUAGACUGUACAUCUAUAUAUUAGUGAUUAUUCCCUAGAUCCUGUCUGCAGAUACAGCAUUUGAAUCAUUCUUCAUGAUUGUUUUAUAACAAAUCUAAAAUGCUGCACUCACACUUUGUAUCUUUUGCCUUGUCAGAUUUUAAAUCUGGAACUAAUAAAGAGUUUCCUGUUCACAUUC